AUGCCCGUUGCUCAGCAGAACGAGAGGCCACAAGUGCCAGAACAUAUCCAGUCGCACCUUGAUGAGAUACACAAGACCGCUGAGGCCGCCGAGGCCGCAAUCAAAGCUGGAAACACUGAGCUGGCAACAGAGCUCAAGGCUCAACUGAAGCAUUUGUUCGAGAAUGCUCCAGAGGAUGCCAAAACAGGCGGCUUCAUUGGUUCCGGUGGCAACAACAUACCUGUACCGCCAAAAGACGAUCCGGAAGAUUUGCCCGAGUCUCAAAAGCAGAUUAAUGCUGAGCUUAAAGAACUUGCUACUGCUCUCCACAAGGCAAUUCAAGACGAGGAUGACGAGACUGCAAAAGAACUGCGAGCCCGGAUAAGUGCUCUGAGGCAGAAAUCCCAUCAAGAGUCUAAAAUUACCCCUAAGGCUGCUGGCUUCUUCGAGUUGUGGAUUGAAAUUCACAACCUAGACUCAAGCCGUCUUUUUAAUGACGGAGGAUGGGAUGUCGCACAUGGAUGGUUUGAGUCAGGCAGGGUAGCAGACUCUCUUGGGUAUGGGGAUGUGGCUUAUAUUCAUAUGGGUGGUGCUCCAGGCCCAGGGAUUUUCUGCACUGCUUAUUACAGCUACCAGGAUGGCGCAGCGUAUUCUGGAUCUUUUACGUGGACUUCUGAUGAUUUGCGUGGGUAUAGCAACGGUCGAUGGGACAGCUGGCAUUCCUUUGACGGCCGGAUUGUCCGCUUUUACGUUCAACAGAGGUGA
Messenger RNA from Trichoderma harzianum CBS 226.95, 744 nucleotides. RefSeq lists its product as hypothetical. Lineage: Eukaryota; Fungi; Ascomycota; Sordariomycetes; Hypocreales; Hypocreaceae. The transcript is spliced from 3 exons. The record is from RefSeq and is a predicted model, not a curated record. The coding region runs from base 1 to 744 and encodes 247 amino acids.